Messenger RNA from Myiozetetes cayanensis, 1765 nucleotides. RefSeq names its product phospholipase A1 member A (gene PLA1A). Gene Ontology annotation, molecular function: carboxylic ester hydrolase activity; lipase activity. The transcript is spliced from 11 exons. Gene Ontology annotation, biological process: lipid metabolic process. Bases 73 to 1443 code for a protein of 456 amino acids. Lineage: Eukaryota; Metazoa; Chordata; Aves; Passeriformes; Tyrannidae. The record is from RefSeq and is a predicted model, not a curated record.
AGCUGAUCAAGCAACCCACCAUAGCUGUUUUUCCCCAGUACAAUCGUUUAUGUGUAGUGAAUUACCAGGAAGAUGGUUGAGGAUCUGAAGAGACUACUGCUUGUUGUUCUUGCUGUCCUCUGGCUGCUCAGCUCAGCACAAGCAGGGAAUACAGACAGACUCUCAGGGCAUCACUGCACUGACUUCCAGACAGCAAAUUUCCUACGGGGCAGUAAACUUAAGGUCCAGUUUCUUCUAUUCACCUCCUCAAGCCCCAGCUGUGGAGAGCUGAUUUUAGCUGAUGAUGGCAUCAAGAAUGGCAGCUUCAACAGCAGCUCGGAAACCAAGAUCAUAAUCCAUGGCUUCAGGGCUUUGGGUACCAAACCCUCCUGGAUUGAAGGGCUUGUCCAAGCCAUCCUGCACACAAGCCAGGUGAACGUGAUCGCAGUAGACUGGGUUUAUGGGUCUACAGGAGCCUAUGCCUCUGCAGUGGAAAAUGUCACACAGCUGGCCCUCUCCAUCUCACAAUUCAUCAGCAAGCUCCUGGCCCUGGGGGUCUCAAGGACAUCUAUCCACAUCAUUGGGGUAAGCCUUGGUGCGCACGUUGGGGGCCUGGUGGGGCACUUCCAUGGUGGUCAGCUGGGACGGAUAACAGCCCUGGAUCCUGCAGGCCCUAAGUACACCAGAGCCAGCCCUGAGGAACGCCUGGAUCCUGGGGAUGCCCUCUUCGUGGAAGCCGUUCAUACCGAUGCUGACAAUUUCGGGAUCCGGAUUCCUGUAGGCCACAUCGAUUAUUUUGUCAAUGGAGGCAAAGAUCAGCCAGGAUGCCCUCGAUUCAUCUCUGCAGGCUAUAACUACCUGAUCUGUGAUCACAUGCGGGCAGUACAUCUCUAUAUCAGUGCUUUGAAACAUUCCUGUCCAAUCGUGGGGUUUCCCUGUGCAAGUCAUCAAGAGUUUUUAAAUGGUCAUUGCCUGGACUGUGCGGAACAUUUCUUGUCCUCCUGUCCCAGAAUAGGUCUGCUGGAGCAGGCAGGUGUCAAUAUGAGUAAGCUGCCCAAGGAAGUGAAAGUUUAUUUAAUGACCAGUCCUUCAGCCCCAUUCUGUGUCUAUCACAGCCUGGUUGAGUUCCACUUGCAGAAGAAAAGAAACAGAGUCACCAGCAUUGAGAUCACUUUCUUCAGCAACAGCACCCAAGACACAGCAAAGAUCACCAUACCUACGCACCAGGACAUGGGCAAACGGCUGCUGGCCCACCAAGUUCCUCUCUGCCAAAUAAACAGCGUGACACUGAAGUAUAUCCCAAAAAACCGGUUUUGGAGAAAGGAUGAGCCAUCCAUUGUUGGCAAGUUCUGUGUGGCGCCGCUGCCUCUCAGCAGCAGCCGGACAAUGUCAUGCCUGCCCUGGAACCUCACCCUCCCCAGCAAAACAGACAUCUCCUAUGACCUACCCACUGCUUGUGCCUAGCACUGCCUUUGGGAUACACAAAACCAGAAAGGAGUCCUAAACCUAUUGCUGCUCUCUGCUCACAGAUGAUACUUUCACCAUAAAUCUGGAUGGGUUUCUUGCUCCUUGCAUUAGGGACAGGAUGUCAAGGAAAAGAAGUGUGUGGAAUAUCAGCAAGUACAAGGUUAACUGGUUACAGCAAAACUUCUCAGUUAAAAGACUGGAUUGAACUUUUGUCUCAGAGGUUGUGUACCCAGCUGUGAAAGUUAGACAGGCAAGUCAUUUAUCUCAAGGUUUGUAUCUGUGUGACAGAAGGAGGACAUAAUAUCACUCUUUUACAGUG